This is a messenger RNA of Athene cunicularia (burrowing owl), 949 nucleotides long. Its product is annotated as sperm flagellar protein 2-like. NCBI's taxonomy places the organism in Eukaryota, Metazoa, Chordata, Aves, Strigiformes, Strigidae. The transcript is spliced from 8 exons. The coding region runs from base 1 to 861 and encodes 286 amino acids. Gene Ontology annotation, biological process: sperm axoneme assembly. Gene Ontology annotation, cellular component: sperm midpiece; manchette. The record is from RefSeq and is a predicted model, not a curated record.
AUGUAUCCCCAGAAUGUCCAACAGCAGAAGGCAAAAACCAAAGUAAUGAACAAAAAUGUGUUUAGAAUCUGUAACAUGGAAGCCACUUCCAUGAUACAAGGUUUUAUAAAAAGGAAAGUAUUUAUUGACAUUUUUAUUGACUUGAUUAAUUUGAAUCUUGGAACAAAUUGUCUUCCUGAUGCAUGGAUGAAUUUAAUGCUUCCAGAUUUACAGAAUCUGGCAUCUGCAUUCACAGUGAACUCAGAGAUUACUGACUGGCGCAGAUUCUUGCUAGCAGCAGCACAGCCUUGGCCAGUGCCUUCUGUGGCACAGCUUCUCAAAUUGCUAUGUAGCUUCAAGUCUGUUGAUGUAGCUGGAUCAGGCUUUGUUACACAGGAAUGCUAUAUGCAGGUUGGUUUAUGGUUUAAUGAAAAUGAAGAUCUAAGCAUAACAAAAAGUUGCACAGUACCUUUGCCUUUAGAUAGGCUAAGACAUCUCAUAAAGUUUUUUUUCAGUUUAUUUGCAGAUACCAGAAAAGAUCCUCCUCUGCUCAACUAUACUGAGAUGCUACUUUAUUUUGCCUCCCACUCCGACCCAGUUGAAGGUGUUUACAGAGCACUUAGCAUUGCUACUGGAACAUAUAUUCAUAGAAAAGAAGAAGCUACUCUUCCAUGUGGGGGUUUUCCUUAUACGAACAUAGUUCCAAAUGAGAAAAUUUUGAUAGAAGAUGGAAAAGAAGUUUUGGAUUACACAGACAAAGGACUCAUUUCAGUGGCAACUCUGCUCAAAGUCUUUCAUACUGGAGGAAGUAAAGAUGAAGAUAAUAAUAGAUUUAAUAAUCUGCAGAAGGAAGGCAGCUAUGAUAAGUUGCACUCCUUUUGAAGCAUCCUUUCAUUCAAGACUUGAUGAACGCAUAUCAAGGCUACAAGCUUCCUGAUAUAAAAAUCUUUCUCCAAAGAUCUGAACAAGC